Pocillopora damicornis (cauliflower coral) is the source of this 1894-nucleotide messenger RNA. RefSeq names its product 2-(3-amino-3-carboxypropyl)histidine synthase subunit 2. Gene Ontology annotation, molecular function: 2-(3-amino-3-carboxypropyl)histidine synthase activity. NCBI's taxonomy places the organism in Eukaryota, Metazoa, Cnidaria, Anthozoa, Scleractinia, Pocilloporidae. The record is from RefSeq and is a predicted model, not a curated record. Gene Ontology annotation, biological process: protein histidyl modification to diphthamide.
AGAAUCUUGUGAAAAUUGGUUUCAAGUCGUGUGCUCGAUUGAAAAAUCAUUGCAUGGUUGCAUGUCCAAUGUGUUGUGAAGAAUGCUACCUAUGGUACGCUACCUACAACUAGGCGAAACUGGGCGACCUUCGAUAUGGCCGUCUGAUUCAGAUUAGGUCAGUGGUAUGUUUUCCAAAAUGAUAGGUGUGUGGUGUAAUAGACUAAAACCAAAAUGGCGGACUCAGCUAGUUUAUCUGCGCUACAGUUUAGUGGUGGUGAAAAAGAAGUCAUAGAAAGGACAGUAAAUGUUACUAAUGAUACUGUUUGUAGUAAAAAUAACAAAGAAGAAUUUUAUGAAAUUUCGAGGUGCACGGAUGUUAUAAAGAGUCUUGGCUUUCAAAAGAUUGCACUCCAGUUUCCAGACUCACUGUUAACCGAUUCAGCUGCUGUUUCUUCAUUGAUUGAAAAGUUCACUGGAAAGAAAGUGUUUGUGUUAGCUGAUACCUCAUAUGGAAGUUGCUGUGUUGAUGAAGUUGCUGCAGAACACAUUGAGGCAGAUCUUAUCAUUCAUUACGGCAGAGCUUGUUUAAGCCAGACUCGGCGACUUCCUGUGUUGCAUGUUUUUGGUAAAUGGCCAAUCAAUGGUCAGAGUUGCUUGGAACAAUUUGGACAAUUAUUUCCAGACACUGAAGUCAAAGUGAUUGUGUUUUGUGAUGUGGUGUACAGUCAUUGUAUGGAAGAAUUGCAGAAUUCUAUCAAACGGAAUUACCCUAAUGUGGUAUUCACAAAGCUCAUCUGCUCCACAUUUGAUCAAGAAGGGGAACUAUCUCAAGGUAAUAAGCAAACUGCUGAUGAGUUCAAUUCCCAAGGCAAAACAAUGGAAGAAACACCAUUAUCAGCUGAACCUUUGCAAACAGAUGUUGAAAUGACUUCACUUGAAGAACAUGGGAAUGUCCAGCAUGAUAAAAAUGGUUAUUUUUGUAGGUUUGGACGUGAAUUUAGUCUUCCUGCUGAUACACAGUUGGAGGACUUUGCUGUAUUUUACAUUGGUGGUGAAAGUUUGUGUUUGCAGAAUUUGAUGAUGACUUACAACAAAUGUCAGUUCUAUUCAUAUGAUCCUUGCACCAAUAUUGGCAGAAAAGAGACUCUGAAUGUGAAUAAAGCACUAAUGAAAAGAUAUUACAUGAUACAACGAGCCAAAGAUGCUCAGGUAGUUGGAAUAGUGGUGGGAACAUUAGGAGUGGCUGAUUACUUAAGAGUUAUUGAAAGACUGAAGCAAGUCAUAAAGCUUGCAGGAAAAAAGUCCUAUUUGUUUGUCAUGGGAAAGCUUAAUGUGGCAAAAAUGGCCAACUUUAUGGAGGUGGAUGUGUUUGUGUUGGUGGCAUGCCCUGAAAACACCCUGAUUGACUCCCAGGAGUUUUAUAAACCAAUAGUUACUCCUUUUGAAAUGGAAUUAGCCUGUUUGAGGACUCGGGAGUGGACUGGAGACUAUAUAACAGACUUUAGGGAACUGGAAUUCUUCAAGGUCACUGGUUGAGAGGAAUCAGGAAACAAGUUUGUCAACUCAACACCACAGUUCUGCAGCGGAGUACCUUGCAUCAAGAUCGUGGAGGGGACUAGAACAGAGGCUUGGUGAAACUCCUGUUACACAAGCAGUGGAAGGAAGGACGGGCAUUGCAGCGGGGUACUUACAUGAGAAGGGCCAAGAUCAAGGCAGUCAGAAGGAACCCGUCCUGUGACUGACCAGUCCUUAAAGUACAAACCUAUUAGGACACUAUUCGCUUCUGUUCGUGACGAUUACCAGCUUCUUCAUCCGGAAUGUGGAGCAAAAAUCAUAUUAUAUUCUAAUCACCUUGAAACGAUUAUAAAAUAUUGUGUAACUAAUCUUAAUAAACACAAACACAGCAUCAGGA